AUGGCAACAAUAGAAGGGAAGAAACUCAGCUACAAUGAAGCUGUUUCUCAGUAUAAAGGGUAUAUUGAUACAUUUAAUUCAAUUUUCAAGCUUAAAACAACCAGUAAAGAUGAAAUUAAGCAAAUUUUUGAACAAAUCAAAACAAAUCUAAUUGAACCAAAAAUAUUUACUUCAAAAUUGCUUAUACUUUCCAUAACAAACUUGGUUCCUUAUAACAAUCGUUAUUUUAAAUCCUAUUGGGAACUUUUUAAACUAAUUUAUGAAAAAUAUCCUGUCAAAAAACAUUAUUCAGAGAUUCCAGAGUUCUUUGAUUACUUCAUUUAUAAACAAUACGGAUCUGUUUUAGAUCAGAAUCAUGAAGGAUUAUUCGACAAAUGCGAGCCAAACAAAUAUUUAUUCGAAAUACACGAAAAGAACACAAUUUAUCGAGCAAUCAUGGAUGAUGAUAUUGAAUUAUUUAUUACAUUUAUCGAGAGGGAAGAUUUCGAUAAACAAAAACUGCUUACCAGCGAAUUCUAUCCUCCAUCAAACAAAGGAUAUUCAUAUCUCGAAUUAUGCUGUUAUCAUGGCGCUGUUGGUUGUUUUAAACUUUUAAGAACAAAGUUUAAUUCUGAAAUCACUGAAGAUUGUUUAAACUUAUCAUUUUUGGGUGCAAAUCAAGAGAUAAUGAAUGAAUGUUUGAAAUUCCAAAAACCAACAGAAGAAUCAAUGGGUAUGGCAAUAAUGUCGCAUAACAUUGACUUUGUUUUCUAUUUACUGAAUGAGCAUGGAAUCAAAAUUGAUUUAUCACAAUGCAGCAGAGCAUAUAAUGUUGAAGUUUUCUUAGCUCAUUUAGAUUCUACAAAUGAUAUCAAUGGAUGCUUCAAUGCUUCACCAAUAUUUAAUUUGUUGCCAUUAACUGAAUAUUUAUUUUCACUUGGCGCAGAUAUAGAUACAAAGGGUGAAUAUGAUGAUACUGCUCUUCAUCUUUCAGCACAAUAUAAUUGUGCUGAAAUUGCAGAAUUUCUUAUUUCACAAGGAGCUGAUUUAAAUGCAAACAAUAGAUUCAAUCAAAGUCCAAUUUUUGAAUGUUGUUUUUUAGAUAGCGCUGAAACUGCACAAGUUCUUAUAUCCCAUGGAGCUAAAUUAAAUCUAACAGACAACAUAUAUGGAGAAACUUCGCUCCACAAAGCAGCUGGAUCUAACUGUGUUAAAGUUGCAAAAAUUUUGCUUGAAAAUGGUGAAAAUGCCAAUGCUAAAGAGAAGCAUGGCAAAACUCCUCUUCAUGUUGCUGCCGAACAUAACUAUACAGAAAUUGCAGAGCUUCUUCUUUCUCAUGGUGCAGAUAUCAACGCAAAAGAUAAUGAAGGAAAAACACCACUUAAAUAUGCCGACGAGAAUAAUAACGAAACUUUUGCGGAUUUUCUUAUUUCACAUGGAGCAGAACUUGAAGAAGGAGAUGUGAGAAAAAGAAGAAAACGCUCUUCAAAAUCUAAAAAAUGUAUAAUUUAA
Messenger RNA from Trichomonas vaginalis G3, 1491 nucleotides. Its product is annotated as spectrin binding. The coding region runs from base 1 to 1491 and encodes 496 amino acids. Gene Ontology annotation, molecular function: protein binding. The record is from RefSeq and is a predicted model, not a curated record. The transcript has a single exon. NCBI's taxonomy places the organism in Eukaryota, Parabasalia, Trichomonadida, Trichomonadidae.